This is a messenger RNA of Penaeus monodon (black tiger shrimp), 3994 nucleotides long. It is a transcript of the gene Cmtr1, whose product is annotated as cap-specific mRNA (nucleoside-2'-O-)-methyltransferase 1-like. Gene Ontology annotation, biological process: 7-methylguanosine mRNA capping. NCBI's taxonomy places the organism in Eukaryota, Metazoa, Arthropoda, Malacostraca, Decapoda, Penaeidae. Gene Ontology annotation, molecular function: nucleic acid binding; methyltransferase cap1 activity. Gene Ontology annotation, cellular component: cytoplasm; nucleus. The record is from RefSeq and is a predicted model, not a curated record.
AAAUACUAAAAUGACGACAGGAUGAAAUAACAUCAUAAAUAGGGAACAGAUGAUAAUGUAACUAAUAAUACAUUAUUCACGAAAAAAGUAGUAGCAGGGUUUCGGAGAAUAAGCGACCAAACGCACAGUUUACAUCUUGCUUGUGUGUUUUCAACGCGUGAAAGUUUCUACCUUAGUCUAAAACCCCAUAAAAGAAGAAAGAAGAGGAAGAAGAAGAAGAAAGUUUCUUCCUUGAACCUUAAACUUUAAUUUUGAAGAAGAAGAAUUAAGGUUUAUUUUUGCAAGCAUGUCUAAGAAGAGAUUUCCACAGCAGCACUUCGGUAGUCUCUCGUCUGAUGACUCGGAAGAAGAGAGCCAGAGUUAUGCUGGUUUUGGGUCAAAGAAGAGACGCCUGGAAAGCACAGAUAAUGAGGAGAGAGGAGAAGAAGAGGAGGAAGAGGAGGAGGAAGAAGAAGAAGAAGAGGAUGAUGAUGAUAGUGAGAGCGAUGAGAAUGACUGGAAUAAUGUCAGUGCAACAAAGUCACAGACCUCUACCACAAGCAGUGUGCCAAGCAAUAGCAACUACAGUGCUUUUGCCCAAAGGAUAAUGAAAAACAUGGGUUACGAGGAAGGCAAAGGCUUGGGUAAAUACGGACAAGGUCUUGUGGCUCCAGUUGAGGCCAGCAAACAGAGAGGACGUCGAGGUCUGGGUCUUCGUAUAGAGGGGCUUGAAGCUCAGGAUAACCAAGAGUGGGACAGUAGUGAAGAGUAUGUUGAAGUAAAUGAGGAAGUGCAGUGGUUACCCCACUGCCCUGAAGAUGUGCCUGACCUGGACACUCUCGAGUCAUGGUCGAGGGAAGGCAAGGAGAAAUUAACAAUAUCUGAUGAGACGGAAUUCUGUAGCCCAGAGGUUUUGGAAGGAAUUCUGAGAGCAAAGACCAUAUUUGACCAGCUUGAUGCGAGGGAAUUACAGAGAAGCAGAUCGAGGAGUAAUCCUUUUGAGACUCUGGGAAAACUUUUCUUCCAAAAUAGAGCAGCUUUGAAAAUGGCAAAUAUGGACGCAGUGUUUGACUUCAUGUUCACAAGGCCUGUAGAUGAAACUGGGGAGUCAUUAGUUGGUUCUGAUGAGGUGCUAUACUUUGCUGAUGUGUGUGCUGCCCCAGGUGGUUUCUCAGAGUAUGUUCUAUGGAGAAGAAAAACAGAUUCAGAGAAUUUCUGUGAUGCUAAGGGAUUUGGAUUUACCCUACGUGAAAAUGACUUCAAACUCCAUGAUUUCUUUGCAGCCCCAGCUGAGUUCUUUGAACCACAUUAUGGCAUUAAUGGUCGAGAUGGUGAUGGAGAUGUGUUUCAGCCAACCAACAUUACAAACUUUGUAAAUUUCGUCCGCAAAAGUUCAGGAGGCCAGGGAGUCCACUUCAUGAUGGCUGAUGGAGGUUUCAGUGUGGAAGGCCAGGAAAACAUACAGGAAAUAUUGUCCAAACAGCUCAUCCUUUGUCAAUUCAUAGUUGCAUUGGGCAUUGUGAGAACUGAUGGGCAUUUUGUAUGUAAAUUGUUUGAUGUAUUUACAUCAUUCAGUGUUGGCCUCAUAUAUUUGAUGUACCGAUGUUUUAAAUAUGUCAGCCUCCACAAACCCAACACAAGUCGACCUGCAAACUCUGAAAGAUAUAUUAUUUGUAAAUGGAAGAGAGAAGGAAUAGAAGAUGUAUAUGAGUACCUCUUUGAAAUGAACCAAAGAAUUGCUGGCCUAAAAGCUACAGGUAUUGAUGUUCUGGAGCUAGUACCUCUUGAACAUUUAAAGAGUGAUGAAGCUUUCACAGACUACAUCAUCAAUUCUAAUAAUACCAUAGGUUACAGACAGAUAAUAAGUUUACGCAAAAUACAAGUGUAUUGUCAAGACACCCAGUUGAUUGAAUCGCGACAAGCAGAGCUUCGUUCACAGUGUCUGGAACUUUGGCAGCUCCCAGAUAGAACAAGAACAGCUCCACAGCGUUCUGAAGCCAAGGUCAAAUUCAUGGAACUCUUGAAUGGUGAAAACCCAGAUUACAUGUGCCAUCCACCUGAAGACCUCUCACUGGGCAACUUUAAGGAGAAACUUCGAAGUCCCUACGAUCACCGCUGCAUGAUCCUAGCCUCACCCCGAGAUGGAAGGAAGGAUAGAGCCUUUUAUCUGGGACUUGGUGGCUGCAAUGUGUUCCGAUGGGAGGGUCGGGCAGUUAGUUCCUGGAUGCGUGUGGACACAAAAUUGGAACUCCCACCCAAUACCCUGGUUUAUGCUGAAUUGGUUGUUGAACACCGAGGGGAACACAAAGCCCAGCGCAAACUAACAACAUUCCAUUUGAUAGAUGGAAUAGUACUCAAUGGGAAGGAUAUCAGAAACUUACAUAUUGUUGAAAGACACAACUACUUAAGAAAAUUUGCUCUUGGUCUCAAUAAACCAAGCAGACCAGACCUGGCACCUAUAAGAUGUAAGCAGCUCUACAAGUUAGAAGAACUUGGGGAUGUCUUGGCACCUCCCAGACUGCACCAUAGGUUGAUGAAAGGAGGAUCUCUACCAAGAAGAGUAUACCUAGAAGUGGAAGGUGACUCAGACAGGGAAUCUUAUUACACCAUUCCCACAGCACUGCUUCUGGUCAAAUCUACCAAAGAGCCUUGGAUGAUGGCAUUCAGUAAGAGUCAAAACAAGAAGUAUUGGUUUAAUACAAGGACUAGACACUCUACCUUUGAAUGUCAACAGGAAUUCAUAGCACCAUUUAGUUCUUCCUACAGUGGGAGCCUGAUAUGGUGGUGGGAUAGCAGUGUUCAGGUUCUCAGUGAUGAUGAACCAGCCAAAGGCAGGCUCCACCGUGAUGACCUGCUCUCUCACCUUAUUAGUCUGCGCUGAAGGCCCUUGCACAACUUGUAAUCAAUUAGCCCUGUACUUUAAUUUUGUGUGGGAAGUUUCUGUGAAAUUUCUUAUUAAAUUGUGAAGAGAUUACUAAAAAAAAUGAGAUAGUAGAUGAAGUUUCAUUUGAAGAAUUGUAUCUGGCCAUUUUUCUAUGGAGAAAAUGUAGGUAGGUUAUAAUGUUUUGGAAGUACUCCAUGUUGUUUUAGGUUUUAUGUCUGAUUUUGAUAUCAAAAUCUCAUGAGUGCAGAUUGAGAUGUUAUAUUGAUGUACAGUCAGAGACACAGCUAUCAACCCAGAUUUUGGCAACAGCAUAAUGGAAAGGUUGAGAUAAUUUACAAUGUCUGAUAUGUGUACAUUUAGCAGACAUUACUGUUUAUUGGGCAUAGUUAUAACUAUGGCAGAUUUCAGUCAUUCACAUAUAUUACCACAUGUAGGCUGAACUUAGGUCUGCGAACAUUAUUUCUUUCAUUGUUUCAUGCUGUCAGGAUGUUCUGCUUGUAUUAUGUUUGAUGUAGUACAGCCAGUAAAAGCAAAGUAAAAUACAGAUGUGGAACAGAUGCCUAUCUAUAGUUUACACAAAUGUCUAUCACCAUACCACCAACAUGAAUGAACACUAUCAAGUGAUAAUGUAAUGCAUGAAUGUAAACUGCUGAUUACUCUGAUGUUUCAUCUUUAUAUGCCUUUUAGAUUUAUGAAGGCCCCUGAAAAUCAGUUGUUCCAUACCAGUAUUGUUCAAUAAUCCAGUUUCUAAAUCAUUUGUACUGAUCGUACUCAAAUAUUUUGAAGUAUUACCAUAAUGGACUCCCAAAUCUCCAACCAGUCGAGCAUACCAAGUAACCAUAUAUUGUCAUUGAGUAUCGUAAUGUUUUGAUAGGUUUAAUAGUCAUGAAAAACAAAAACAAAAGAUAGUUGUGUUUCAACUGUACAUAAUAAUUUCUGUUUUACUGUACUGUGUAACUGGUUUGUCUUAAAACAUGUGAAACUUGAAAAACUUGUGCACUGUUUACCAUUUCUUACUAUAUUAUUUUAUUUAUUGAAACGUUAAAUCCUCCAACAACAUGGUAAUGUAGACUGGUAACCCUCCACAUUUAUUUAUUUCUAUGCCACUCCACCUAGAUGUUUCAUUGCCAA